Baudoinia panamericana UAMH 10762 is the source of this 6390-nucleotide messenger RNA. RefSeq lists its product as uncharacterized. Gene Ontology annotation, biological process: anaphase-promoting complex-dependent catabolic process; metaphase/anaphase transition of mitotic cell cycle; protein K11-linked ubiquitination. Gene Ontology annotation, cellular component: anaphase-promoting complex. The transcript has a single exon. Bases 321 to 6206 code for a protein of 1961 amino acids. The record is from RefSeq and is a predicted model, not a curated record. Gene Ontology annotation, molecular function: molecular adaptor activity. NCBI's taxonomy places the organism in Eukaryota, Fungi, Ascomycota, Dothideomycetes, Mycosphaerellales, Teratosphaeriaceae.
UAGCAGUACUCACGGAGGAAGGCACGCGGUCAAGCGCACCUUAGAUGGAGCUUGCGAUCCCGCUUCCAUACGUGAGGCUCCAUCUUCGUCUCCAGCUGUCGACAAUGUUGUUUACACAAACUGUUCGCGGAAUUGUGUCUGCUGGUGAUGGAAAGCUUGACCGAGGCGACGCGUGAAAUCGCGUCGAAACUCUGGACCCCACUUCGCUUUCACCUCCCUCUUCGAACAAAACAGCGAUGUAAACAGCCACAUAUCCCACAGCAAGACGGGAAGGUCGUGACAACAAUGCUGAUAGAGUCAAUACUAGCAAUGAGUGAACGAUGGCGAAAGUGGAGUCGCUCGGCAUCCACACGCCUGUGGCACUUCCCUACUUGAUUCGUGAGGGUCUGCUGGCCCCGGAUCCCAGGGAAGACAGCUACCGGUGGGAGACUUAUAUCUGCAACGACGGUGAUGUGAUUCUUGACGAAGAGCUUCUAACCACACAAGACUGUGUGGUCUGGUCGCAGGGUUGUUAUAUUCGAAGCGUCUACCGCUUCGGACUCGAAGGCGAAGAUGUUCGGCAGGCUAUUCUGACUUCCUUUCCAUCCGUCACACAGGAAGUACACCCACCAAGCGAGACUACAUCCCAGACUCACUGGCAGCCGAUUGGAAGGGAGCAAGGUGUUAGGCCACUGAGCAACGACGAGACACGCAAUGGGGAAAAGACAGGCUCCUCUCGCGCUCUUGUUGUCGUCCUCAAAACGAAGCUGCACGUUUACUUCCUCUCUGGCGCUCAGCACAUUAUCGACUUACCAUUCGAGGUAGAGCGAGCCUUUCCCGCUCCUCAUGGGUGCAUCUUGCAAAGAAAGUCCGCUGCGCUCAUGGAACCUCCACACACACCACAGGUACCGGCUGUGCCACCAAAUUCGUUUCUCUUCUCCCGUUCGCAAACGUCCGCGUCCUACUUGCAAUCACCCACCCUUCAGCGCAGUCUUGGUGGUUCCGUUGCUGUAAAAGCAAAUCCGCCUGGGACUGCCGGCGGUCUGGACGCUCUGUUGAAGGAAGUGUUCGGCCGGCCAGCAGAAGGCAUUGAUUUGAAUUCAGCCUUGCUGUACACAAUGAGUGAUCCACUGUCAGACAUGGCCGUUGUGACUUGUUCGUUCCAGCAUCGGAAAGCGCGCGUAUCCGGCGGACAUGAAUAUAGAUCAGCGGUCGACUUCGAGUACUUGGAUGCGGCAGAGGAGCUUAUCUACGUGUCUGCCAACAGCGAAGUCGCAACAUCAUCGCCGCCAGGAAGCGGAGAACUCAUGCUACUCGUUACCUUCAACACAGUCCUGCAGAUCGUUAAUGUGUGGCAUGCGUAUUACCUCGAUGAGAAGAGCUUGAAGACUCUGAUGAAGCAACGUGCUACUAGCAAAGCUGCUCAAGCCAGAAGACGAAACUCAUUCAUGAGCACCGCAGCAGGGACGGGCACAACCACACCAGCUGUGCGAACUCGAGAUCACAACGCGCGCGAAAGCUUCGCAGCUGCCGGCUCCAUUCGGAUGCCAGGCGACCCGCAUACGUCUCAUUCAACAGCUACAGCACCUCGACCUGGUCUUCGAUCAAAUGACGAGGAGGCAAUGGUGAAGCAGAUGGACCCAGAGUUCCAACUUCCGGCGUCACAACAAGUGCUGCGAGAAGGCCGCCGUAUAAGCUCCCUGAAUGCGGAUAUGCGUACAAGUCAGACUGCAGCAGUGAAUAGUUUCGCCAGCGGAAGACGCAACGCAUCGUUUGGCGGCGCUGGGGACCGCCGCAGUCUUGGUAUUCGGAAGAGCCGUGGCUCGACGCCGGGGAGCGUCUUCGCUAGAAGCCUUGGUCGAGACGACGAUGAAAUGGAUUUGGAUAGCGACGAUAACGCUGGCAGGGAAGGAACCGUCGAGGUCAUAUUACGCCACAUGCGUGCGACAUUCGAGGCGGCUGGCGCAGACAGUUUGUUCGGCGAUCUGGAUCAGAACGGUAGACGCGACCUCGUGGUCCGCAAGGUGCACUCCUAUCGUGUGGAUCGCGAAACAGCUGCCAGCGGACUGAAGGUUGUCGUCCUGAGAGAUACCCGACUUGACCUAAAUGAACAACAAACUAAGGUCAAUGUCUAUAUUCUUGAUCGCAUGACGAAGGAGGUACGGCGCUUAGUGCUCCAGGUGACGAAAAGGCAAUUGUGGCCAGAGUUACAUCGGACCACGCAAGUUGCCGUACCAGUGUUGCUCUCAGACUGCAUUUCUGGUCAAGCAUCGGACAUUGUGAAGAUCUCAUGCCCUACCACUGAGGCAGUCUUACUGGGAGAGCGUGGCCUAGUGCUGUCCAACAGCGACAACGUUGUAUGCACAAUGCCUCAACGUGCAGCGUACCGAGUCUAUCCAAAGUACGAUGCUACUGCGGUGCCACGAAACGAGGAUUACGGCAGCAACAGAACGGUAGACGUGCCAAAUGCUGGCUUGAGCUUCGGGCACUCAAGUGCUGAGGGACAGUACGACGAGAUUGACCUGUCCGGCACGCAUCACCGUCGACGGCUAAUUCUGCAAACCGAGGACCCACUCAUACAUCGCCUGCUAGGCGCACUGGAGCUUGUGCUGCCGACUCAGCAGGCUAGUCUGGUGCGGUCGGUGUGGUGUAUGGCUUACAGCUGGCUUGACCAACGUCCCGAGUGCCUUGCUGCUACAGCAUGUGGGAUUGAGUGGACCGCUCUGGCAACGACGACCCUAUUUUUUGCUGUACCCCUGCUGGACGAGAAGGCGCAAGCGGCGCUCAAGCUAGCGCGGCUAGCCAGUGGCAAGCAAAGGGCAAGGGAGAGCAGCGGCUUGCAACUCCGCAAGCUAGAACAUGAAAGGCGACUAUUCCAGCGGAAAGCGUGGGAGUGGGUGAGUGAAUCCUCAUCUCUACAAAACACCGUAUCCGACUCAGUCACGUUCGACCAAAAGAAGGAUCUGCUGCUUCCCGUGUCUGCAGCACUGGCCAUGGAACUCUCGCAAACAAUUCCAAAGGGCACUGAAUACGCAUCGAGAGACGGUGCUAUUGCAACGGCGAUCAAAAUGACACUGGCUCUGCAUGUCGUCCGUGAGGAGCUGAAACUCUCUACACUAAGCACCCAACAGAGUUCGUCGUCGAGGCUGGGACCAUUGAUCGCACAAAUAGGAGGCUGGCUGAACCUUCCUGCCUGGUCGGCGGAUGCUGACACGUAUUACGGCAACGUCAUCGAAACCGGGGAACAUUGGGCGUUCGUGAAGUCGACGCUGUCCGUAAAGCCUCAAAUGCCGCUUAUGGAUCGCCCAAUAGGCGUGUACGAGUGGUUUGAGCAUGCCAUCAAACAGCGCUCGAGCGAGCCGUACUCAUCACUAGCAUUCGUUGCUGGUCUGAAUUCUCACGGAACAGUCUCACGUUCCCUCAUCUCCGCUGCCGAACAUUUGACACCAAGGCUUUGUGCAUUAUCGGACAUUGUUGUCAGACUGGCUGGCUUGACGGCUGGAGACGUUAGCAUUGUAGAGUUGCUCUCCAAGCGAGGUGUUGACCAAUACUUCAUGGAUACCCUGCCAAGUGCAAUCGCUGCUCCUUUCAAAGAAGCCAUAGCUCGCUGUGAGCGGGAGCCUCCAACAUCGUGGCCAGGUGCAUUGCUGGAGCUGGUUGGGAGGGAAGACUUGCUAACAGCAAACAACGGUCCCGCAAACGGUCAUGGAACAGCCCUCCCUGACAAGUUACUACUGUCGCGUGGCUUGCGCGAUAUGCAGGCUGUAUGCCACGCGCUUGAAUACAGCACUCACUCGGCAAAGACAAGAGAGGCUACGCGGCACGAUGUCUCGCAGCUUAUCUUCCAUCGCGACCGCCGCCUUGUCGAAGCUACAAACUUGAUGCACUAUAACAGCACGCAGGAGGCAGAAUGCGCGAAGCAGCCUGACUGGUCAGAUGCGCACCAUUUCGAGCGGCAGCGUCGCGUGAUAGAGUAUGUCACGGUGCGUAUGUGGGCACUUCCUGCCGGAGACGGUAUGAUUCACUACGACUGCAUAUCGCCGUUACUCACAGAAAAGUACAUGCCGUAUGGCUUCGGAUCCCGGUGUGUCAUGCAGCCUAUGGGCAUCACCCUGAACAUCGACAGAACUGCGAUGAGCGAGGAAAAAGUGGGCUGGGCCUACUUCCACGCUGGCGUUUCCAGCGGCUUACGGAUGUCGAAGAAGGUCAAGGGCAUCGAUACUUCCUGGAUUGCUUUCAACAAGCCGACGGAGCUGACAAACCGACACGCCGGCUUGCUUCUCGCACUUGGCCUGGGCGGCCAUUUGCGCUCGCUUGCGAAGUGGCUCUCAUUCAAAUAUCUAACGCCGAAGCACACGAUGACUUCCGUGGGCCUGCUACUCGGCCUCUCCGCCUCACAGCUUGGCACUAUGGAUGGACUCAUUACGAGGAUGCUCUCCGUACAUAUCACUCGCAUGCUGCCGCCUGGAGCGGCGGAGCUGAACGUCUCGCCCAUCACGCAGACAGCAGGCUUAAUGGGAAUUGGGUUGCUUUACUACAACUCGCAGCACCGACGCAUGAGCGAGAUGAUGUUGUCGGAGAUCGAGUACAUGGAGCUUGAGGAUCCCGACAGCGGUCCUGACCCGUUACGGAAUGAGUCGUACAGACUCGCUGCCGGCUUCGCUCUCGGCUUGAUCAACCUUGGGAAGGGAAAGGAGCUCCGUGGUCUGCAUGGCCUCCACUUGCCCGAGCGCUUGUUGUCGGUUGCAAUCGGUCCUCGACCGGUCCAAGCCGUUCACGUGUUCGAUCGAGCCACGGCUGGCGCCAUAAUAGCUGUUGCGCUUGUGUACAUGAAGACCGGUGAUAAUGCGAUGGCGCACAAGAUCGAUAUUCCUGACACUGAAGCGCAGUAUGACCAUGUUCGGCCAGAUAUGCUAAUGCUUCGGGUAAUGGCUCGACAUAUCAUUAUGUGGGACAAGAUACAGGUGCCGGAAUCCGACAAGUUGAACCGCGCUGAAGCGAUCGAUGACGGCUGGAUAGAGAGCAAUCUGCCGUCCGGCUACAAGGGCAAGCUGGCGAAGAUCCGCAAGACGGAUGGAAUGUCCCCAUUCACUACGGCAGAUGUGCCUUUCCUCAACAUUGCCACUGGUCUCGCUUGGGCCAUUAGUCUCCGGUACGCCGGUAGCGGCUACGAAGCCGCACGCAACGAGAUCCUAGCUCUCUUAAGGAUAUUCAACAGAGUCGGUGGCCAAGCCUACUACUACGAUGCGCACCUCGCUCGCACGACAGUAGAUCGCUGCGUCGAUGUUCUAGCCUUGGCAGCCGCUACUGUAAUGGCCGGUACAGGCGAUGUGGACACGUUCCGCUACCUGCGUCGCUUGCACGGCCGCACCGACGCCGAAACGACCUACGGCUCUCACCUUGCCGCUCACCUCGCCAUCGGCGUACUGUUUCUGGGCGGCGGAACCUAUACGCUGGGCACGUCGGAUCUGGCAACGGCGGCGCUGAUAUGCGCUUUUUAUCCGCUCUUCCCGGCGGACGUUCACGACAACCGAGUGCAUCUACAGGCAUUCCGCCAUUUCUGGGUUUUUGCUGCUGAAGCACGGUGUCUCGUGUUUGAGGAUGUUGACACGCAGCGACCUAUCUCGAUGCGGGUGAAAGUAUGCUUGAGAAACAAGCCAGCCACAAUGCGAAUGACGCCAUGUCUUUUACCGCCACUGGACACAAUCACCAAAGUGGAGACGGAGAAUCCAUCAUAUUGGAAGGUGACGCUCGACUUCGCCGGUAAUCGGGAGCAUCUCGCCUCGUUCCGCAGAAACCAGACGAUUUCCGUUCGCCGCUGUCCGGUCUCUGAAGCGCACAGCUCCGUCUUCACCGCCAGUUUCCGGGCGCUCAACGACGCCAAGUUACCUCAAGCGAUGAACGACCUCUGGCUGUCAAUCUUCAGCGUCCCGUCCCUGCGGGAGGUAGACCGAGCUGACAUUGAGCUUAUAUUGCCGCCGGACGCGCAAAGCUUUAUAAAUACCAGUGACCGUGGCACCGUUGUGGACGAACGGCUGGAGAUGCAGCGUGCGGUGGAGAGCAACGACCGGGACAAGCUUUGGAAUCUGCGGGUGCUGUUUGCCUGGGCGGAAAGAGUGAGCGAGCAACGCGAUGGGAGCAUGAGGUGGAUCGGGCGGGAAGUAGUUGAGAGGUUGAAGGCCGCCAUUGAUGACCGAUCCCGGCGGCUAGGGUUCGAAGGAUCUUGAGAAGCAGUGGUUCCUUGUGGGCUUAGCGCGGCGUUGUAGAGUUUUAUGACUCCAUGGAGAAAUCCGAGGUAAACUCCCCGGCUCGGGUACGUGCGUAAUGACAGCCUCCGGUGAACGUCUCUGCGCAACAGACAGUCUCAUAUAGACGAAGACCGCUUGUUGAUCAUAGCAUAAUCACGACGUG